CUUCACUUCCGGUGGGAGCGCGUUUCUUUCGCACGUUUCGGAGAGCUUUAAGUUUCUCCCUCCUUCAAGCUUGCAGAUCCAGAGGAUUCAUUGGUGGACAAAAAGGGGAUCCAGCGCUUGUCCUGCUCUGCAGCUAUGACUGAGCCAGAAGUAAACCCUAAAGCUUAUCCACUAGCUGAUGCUCAACUCACCAAGACACUGCUAGAUCUUGUGCAACAGUCCUGCAACUACAAACAGUUACGCAAAGGGGCCAAUGAAGCCACUAAAACUUUGAACAGAGGAAUUGCUGAAUUCAUUGUGAUGGCUGCAGAUGCUGAGCCCCUUGAGAUCAUCCUGCAUCUUCCACUGCUGUGUGAAGACAAGAAUGUUCCCUACGUAUUUGUGCGCUCCAAGCAAGCCCUAGGCCGGGCAUGUGGUGUUUCUCGCCCCGUAAUUGCCUGUUCCAUUACAAUCAAAGAAGGUUCACAGCUGAAGCCUCAAAUUCAAUCUGUCCAACAAGCCAUUGAGAGACUAUUGGUUUAAAUUUGUCUGGUCCACUUUAUACUGAAUUAGAAUAACUCAAGAAAGAUUAUUAAUCUUUAGUUUGUAUCAAAUUGGGUUGUUUUUUUUUUGUUUUACUUGUACAGUAUUUGCAUUUGUUUCAGUUGUUUAUCAGGUUUGCCUCUUUAUUCUACCUGCCUCAAAGUUAUAUUUGCUUUUCAAGUGUUCAACACAGAACUCUUUAAUUCAUUUAAUAGGUUAUAGUUCUGGUGAAACUACUCUCUCCAAGUAGGAUUUAAUUAGCCCAAACUUUUUGAUAAUUAACAAACUAGAUAUACAGAAGAUUUUUGGCAGAUUUGGUUUCUAGGAAACAAGGCAUAUGCUGCCAGAUCUGUGUUUUACUCAUGUGUAGAAUGAGAAAACUGAAGGUGUAUCUUUAGCCUCUCCAAUCACUUGUCUUUAUGCAGGAUCAAAUGGAAGUUAGACUAUAGUACAACUCAAGCCAGGACCAAAAAUCUAGACUGGUCAAAACUUAACCUGAACACAUGCUCAAGAAAUAGAUAGAAGAUGAAAAGCUAUUGUAUUGCCAAAGAUGCAGGUUUUAACAUAACUUUUUAAAAAAUCCAAUCUUCACCUAUAUAAUUUACUAAUAUGCAAAGUGUCGUGAAGACAAAUCCUCAAGUGAUGCGCCUAUAGGAUUGUCCUUUGUACCCAUUAGUUGGGGGUUUACUGUCUUGCUUAAAAACCACAGCGGGGAAGCAGUGCCUUGCGAUCCACUGUCUCCCAACAGCCUCCCUGUUGUCCUGCCACCUUCCAACCACCACCUCUAACACACCAUCUGGGCCUCAGGAAGCAAACUGGCUGGAGAAGCGACCCUCAUCCUGCAUGCUGGACUGGGUGUGCUGAUUCCACCACGCAGGAUCAACCCCCACCUCCCUUCCCAAGACCUCCAGGCUUUGGGAAGCAAAGUGGAGGGUAAAAGUGUUAAGUCCAAUACAGAGGACUGGACCCCACAAACAGUUUGCCAACCUCCAGGUGUGGUCUGGAGAUCUGGAUUCAAAGGUGUAAAAUCACACCACUGAACCCACUUCCCCUGAAGAAGAUGGCUGCUUUGGAGGGUGGACUGUAUGGCUUGGUGGUUGUUGGGAACAUUGUAGGGCAAAGAUGGAAUUUUUCUCUCAAUCCCCCCCCAAAUUACACCAACUGUUUGCAAACCUCCAGGAGAGGCCGGAGAUCUGAACUUGCAACUAAUCUCUAUACCACUGAACCCACUGUCUAGAGCCCAUUGUACUGUUCAGCACAAUGGGCUUUACUUCUAGUUUAAUAUAUGCUUAUGUCACUUAAUAAGUAACUGCCCAUGUUAAGAGUUAGUUAGCUGAUGCCAUUGUACCAUAUAGAGCUGCUGCUAUUGUACCAUAUAGAAAGUAAACUCCCAAGUAACUUCAUGGCUGUUAUUGUGUGUGAACUCAAAGGUGUAGGACUUCCAUCAAAAAUUUUCCUGGUAUCAUUCCCAUGGGCCUGGAAAAUACAUUGAGAAGUUAUGUGUUCCUUAUAGUGACUGAAAUCAAGUUGACAAUUUGUUCUAUGAAAAGAGCUUCUAUAACUGCUGUACAUUUUCCUGUGAGAUGUAUAAUUCUUGCCUCCAUUUAUAAGUCUUGACUCAGAGAAUCUAGUGCUGUUUCUCCUUGGAGCUUGCAAACCUGGCUGAUUACUACAGCCCAGUCAGCUUUCAUGAAGGCAAAACUUUGUAACUCAAGCUCUGCAAGGAAGAGCAGCCAAGUUUUCUGAUUUGUUUAGCUUAUGAAUGAAACGCCAUUUUCUUUACACCAUUUUUAGUGUUCUCUAUAACACCAGCACUGUGCUACAGUCUGACCAAAAACAAUGGCAAUAAAUGGCUCUUGGUUUUGUUA
Sphaerodactylus townsendi is the source of this 2390-nucleotide messenger RNA. It is a transcript of the gene SNU13, whose product is annotated as small nuclear ribonucleoprotein 13. Gene Ontology annotation, cellular component: precatalytic spliceosome; nucleolus; box C/D methylation guide snoRNP complex. The coding region runs from base 136 to 522 and encodes 128 amino acids. Gene Ontology annotation, biological process: ribosome biogenesis; mRNA splicing, via spliceosome; maturation of SSU-rRNA. The transcript has 3 exons. The record is from RefSeq and is a predicted model, not a curated record. Gene Ontology annotation, molecular function: RNA binding. NCBI's taxonomy places the organism in Eukaryota, Metazoa, Chordata, Lepidosauria, Squamata, Sphaerodactylidae.